This is a messenger RNA of Pelobates fuscus (common spadefoot toad), 6699 nucleotides long. RefSeq names its product probable cation-transporting ATPase 13A4. The transcript is spliced from 33 exons. Gene Ontology annotation, cellular component: late endosome membrane. Gene Ontology annotation, molecular function: ATPase-coupled monoatomic cation transmembrane transporter activity; ATP binding; ATP hydrolysis activity. Gene Ontology annotation, biological process: polyamine transmembrane transport; intracellular calcium ion homeostasis. NCBI's taxonomy places the organism in Eukaryota, Metazoa, Chordata, Amphibia, Anura, Pelobatidae. The coding region runs from base 1 to 6378 and encodes 2125 amino acids. The record is from RefSeq and is a predicted model, not a curated record.
AUGAGACUGAAGGAAUUUUUUCAAAAUGCUUCAACAAAUGAGCCAUCAGAGGCUGAUAUGGGAACCGGUAGAUUCAAGACAAGAUCGACAUUUGAUCCACACAGCACCAAACAUACGAUCAAAACUUUUUUAUCCUCUACUGCUAAGAUGUCCCAGGAGAUUUUUUCUUGCAGGUCCAAACCACAGUACAAUAUGACUAAACAAGAGCGAUUUCUACUCAGAGAACUGUCUAACGACUCCACGAUAGUUAUCCGACCGGCGGAUAAGGGAGGCGGCAUUGUCCUCAUGGACUAUGGAUAUUACUCCGACGAUUUGAAAAGACAGCUCAUGGACACCGACACGUAUUUCCAAUUAAAGGGAGAUCCCACAGUAGAAAUACAGAAUAAACUAGUAGAUAUACUGGACAUGUACCUAAGGGCUGGAUACAUAAAUACAGAAUUAUAUCAUUUUUUGAACAAAACCCACCCCCGCACUCCGGUGAUAUACAGUAUCCCCAAAAUACACAAAAAUGCACAGAGACCACCUGGGAGACCCAUCGUCUCAGCCAUCGAUGGCAUACUUGAACCCAUUGCACAGUGGCUAGAUUUCAUCUUCAAAAAACCAGUUGAAGCUCUGUAUACUUGUGUCAAAGACACGCAGUCUCUACUACAACAUCUUAAAGCAUUGGAGUUUGAAGACACGAAUCCGAUUUUUAUUACCAUGGAUGUAUCCAAUCUAUAUACAGUUAUUCCACAUAUAGAAGGGGUAGAGGCGAUGCGGCAAGUAUUAUGCAAUACACCAUUCUAUCAAGGCCCCCCCAUAGAAGCGGCACUGGAGUUAUUAUUGUUUAUUUUGAAUCACAACUAUUUCAGAUUUGAAGAUCAAUGGUACCUACAGACAGCAGGAACCUCCAUGGGCUCGGCAGUAGCACCAAGAUAUGCCAAUGCAUACAUGUAUAUGUAUGAAAUACAAUACAUACUGACCCCAUAUGCUAGAUCAAUAAUGGGGUACUACCGCUACAUUGAUGAUCUCCUUAUAAUCUGGAAGGGCACACCCGAACAAGCUCAGAAUAUGGUGGAUACACUGAAUCAGCUACCUACACCGAUCAGGUUCACUUCUAAUAUCAGUGAACAUUCAGUCCAAUAUUUGGAUUUAGAAUUAUCCUAUGGAACAAAUGGUGUUGAAUAUACCUUGUUUUCGAAACCAACCGACAGAAACACUCUCCUGCACGCCCAGAGUGCACACCCAUGGGCGUUGAAAAAAUCGAUACCGAAGGCACAAUAUCAGAGGGUUAUACGGAAUAACUCAAACAUAGAAACAGCGGAGAUACAAUUGAGAUCAAUGACCCAGAAGUUUGUGAACAGAGGCUAUGAAGAUAGAGUGCUGCGAGAAGCACUCGUCCAAGCCAGGCUAGCCCCAAGAAAGGAUAAGGCUCACUCUUCACCAUGCAUGGUGUUUCCAUUGACCUUCCAUAAUUCUGCAGACAAGGUAACAGCACUCAUCAAGGAUAAUUGGAAGAUGGUAUCCACUGACGACUCCCUGCCUAAGAUCUUCAAGGAACCGCCAAUGAUCUGCUAUAGAAGAAACCGCAAUUUACGUGAUAUUUUGGAUUACCUGCUCAGCAUUCCAUCUGCUUCUAACAGACUGCUAUUCAGUGUGACUGUCCAGGAUUACCUGCUCAGCAUUCCAUCUGCUUCAAACAGACUGCUACUCCUAUCAAGCUCUAUCCUGUGGCUGGGUCAGUCAGUGACAUACCAGCCUACCCUUAUCAUGGAAGAUUCCCAGAACGUCCCUGUGGACUUCCAGGCCAUGAUUAACGCAGCUUUCGCUGCCUCUGUGGAAAAGGCACUCUCCAAGGCCCGAGCUUCGGCUCCUGAUGUACCUAAAACCCGCAGACGUCCACGUCACGAGUCGGACUCCGAACUGUCCGACUAUCAGACAAGGGAUGAAUCCCGCCCUACAAAACGCCAUGACAAAGGCGAGGACUAUGCACCCAAACCACCCAAGGGUAAGGCACCUGCCAAGCGUAAAUCUGCCAAACUACACACCCCGGCCCCGCGUCAGGAGUACUCUUCAGAUGAAGAGCAGGGCCCUGCCCAGUCUAUGCCAGUGCUGGAUGAGUGGCAAGCUGACGCUUCUGAGUCGGAUUACGACGCAUGGGGCUCGGAUGAGAAGUCUGUCUCCGCUUUCAUGCGGGAGACCCUCCUGGGUGCGGCCCAGACAGGAGAUAUCGAGGACACUGCGGAUGCAGAACCUCCUCUUGACUCAGACAUCAUUGUGGACCCCUCAGGUCAAGCGAUGUUCAACCCCCGCAACAUACGGCACCUCAGAUCGGGUGACUGGUCGCCUCCAGAACACCUUUCCAGGUUCAUGCACCUGUGGCUCCGCAAACCUCUGGAGAAAGAGGUCCGCAGCCGACUCAGGUCUGAAUGCCCACGCCCUUCCCUGCCGGAUAAGGUCGCUCAGACCCCAGAAUUUGACAAGGUUAUGACGACCUUUAUGAUGCGCAGUGGCAGAGACCCUCGACGAGGGGUAGAGAAAGGCCUAUGGGGCGCCCAAGAUAACCUACUGGAUUCCGUAGGCCCCCUGGCUCGCAUUAUGUAUCUGGCGGAUGACGCCUACGCCAAAGCCGAUUCUUUCUCCACCGAAGACAUCAGGGAAUGGGCACAUGAUAUUCGUGAGUGGGCACUACGGUGUUUUGUUUCAUCGGAAACACCAAUGUUACGCUCUCUUCGGAGAGACGAAAAGCAGCGUUAUACCGUAUUAACGAAGAAGACACUACAGAAUGGACACAAUGGAGAACAUAUCCAGGAUGGCUACACAGCUCUUCUCAAUGAAGGAGAGGAAAAUGAAAUGGAAAUAUUUGGCUACAAAACAAUUCAGUACCGUAAAGUGCUUUCCAUUAUAGGAUGUAUAAUUUCUUUUGGGGUACUUUGGCUUCUUUUUUACUGGAGACCUGAAUGGGAAGUCUGGAUUUGCUGUGAACCAUGUAGCCUGCAGGAAGCUGAUGUUGUAUUGCUUAGAACAACGGAUGAAUUUAAGCAAUACUGCAGAAAAUGUAUUAAGUGGACUGAUCUUUCAGAGCUGAAGUUAUCAGUUGCCGCAUUAGAAAAACCAAUUCCUGGAGACAGCCAUUCGAUCAUAAACCAAGCAAUCAUACCAUCUUUGUUAAAGAUAAAAUGCAUUUGGGUACAGAAAAUCAAAUACAUCUGGUUAAACACGGAUAAAAGGUUCCAAAAAGCUGGAUAUUUGGAAGAUGACUACUCAUGUUCUGAAAUGCAUUCAAGGUUUAGUUCUGGGCUCAGUCGAGAAGAACAAGAACUAAGGAGGCGUGUUUGUGGUCCCAAUGCCAUUGAAGUUGAAGUAACACCAAUUUGGAAAUUGCUUUUUAAGGAGGUCUUAAACCCGUUCUAUGUGUUUCAAAUUGCCAGUCUUGCUUUGUGGCUGUCAGAAGGAUACAUUGAAUAUUCCAUAAUAAUUAUCAUCAUUACACUGAUAUCUAUCUCUCUGUCGGUUUAUGAUAUGAGACAGCAAUCUGUAGAACUCAACAAACUAGUUGAAUCCAAUAACAGCACUGUGGUAACUUUGUGCAUGAAAGAUGGGGCACAAGAACAGGUGGAAUCGAGAUGCUUGGUCCCUGGAGAUAUAAUAGUUCUCACAGGAAGAAGGUUCUUCCUUCCUUGUGAUUGUAUUCUUCUCAGAGGUAGCUGCAUUGUAAAUGAAGGAAUGCUUACAGGAGAAAGUAUUCCAGUCACAAAAUCUCCUCUUGAAAAUAUCCAGAACUCCACUCCAUGGAAAAUACAAAGUGGGGAAGAUUUCAAAAGACAUGUAUUGUUCUGUGGGACUGAAGUAAUUCAGACAUCUUCUUUUGGUUCUGAUAAUGUCAUAGCUGUAGUGAAACAGACAGGUUUCAACACAGCUAAAGGAGAUAUGGUGAGGUCAAUCCUAUUUCCCAAGCCCAUGAACUUCAAGUUGUAUCAAGAUGCAACCAGGUUUCUGAUGUGCCUUGUUGCAAUAGCAGUGGUUGGCUUCAUCUACACUGUAGUAUUAUUUUCAGUUAAAGGGGAAACAGCAAGAGAUAUCAUCGUAAAGGCAUUGAUUGUUGUCACAGUUGCCAUCCCUCCUGUUCUACCUGCUGCUGUAUCUGUGGCAAUCAUGUACGCACAAAAGAGGCUCAAGAAAAAAAAGAUAUUUUGUAUAAGCCCUCAAAGAAUCAAUGUUUGCGGUAGAAUAAACGUGGUCUGUUUCGAUAAAACUGGGACCUUAACGGAGGAUGGCCUUGAUCUGUGGGGAGUUCUGCCAGCCAUUGAAAAAAGCUUUCAGAAUGUUCACAUGUUCACAAAUGGAAACAAUUUGCAAUGGAGCCCACUUCUUGGAGCAAUGGCCUGUUGCCACUCAUUGAUCGUUUUGGAUGGAAAAAUUCAAGGUGAUCCCCUGGACUUGAAGAUGUUUGAGGGAACAAACUGGGUACUUGAUAAUUCAUGCCAAGAGAAUGAAUGUGAUGACAUUUCAAAACAACAUCUUGUGAUAAAACCAGGGCCUCACAACAGUUCAGUUCCUCUGGAAGGUAUUAUUAUUUUGCUGCAGUUUCCCUUUUCCUCCAGCCUCCAGCGUAUGUCUGUUGUUGCCCAAGUUUUAGGAAGUGAGGAAAAGUUUGUGUUUAUGAAGGGAGCCCCAGAAAUGGUUACUCAGUUUUGUUUACCGGAUUCAGUUCCUCACAACUUUUCAAGCCAAUUGCAGGAGUAUACACUUCAGGGUUUUCGAGUAAUAGGUUUGGCAUAUAAAACAUUGCAUGAACAACAAUGUAAUGAAGAUAAAGAUAGCUACCCAAGGGAGAAGGUCGAAUGUGACCUUAUAUUUCUUGGUCUCCUGAUACUGGAAAAUCGAUUGAAAGCAGAAACUACCCCAGCAAUAAAUGAGCUCAACAAUGCCCUAAUCAGGACCGUGAUGAUCACAGGAGAUAAUCUUCAGACAGCAAUAACAGUUGCUAGAAAUUCUGGCGUAGUACCAGGAUGCACCAUGGUUAUUUUAAUUGAAGCAUCUGAACCUAAUGAAAAAUGUCCUGCAUCUAUUUCAUGGAGCAAAAUGGACUCCCAUCGAAGUGAAAUGCAUGAAAUGAGAGACUUUGACAGUGAGAGAUGUGAAGAAUCAACAAUGUAUCACUUCGCAAUGACAGGAAACACCUACCAAGUUAUAGUGCAACACUUUUACAACCUACUUCCAAAGAUAUUGUUGAAUGGUACAAUCUUUGCAAGAAUGUCUCCUGGACAGAAAUCCAACCUUGUAGAAGAAUUUCAAAAUAUGGAUUAUUAUGUGGCUAUGUGCGGAGAUGGAGCCAAUGACUGCGGAGCUCUAAAAAUGGCCCAUUCUGGCAUAUCUCUCUCUGAACAGGAGGCAUCUGUAGCUUCACCUUUCACUUCUCGUAUUCCAAAUAUUCAGUGUGUUCCCCUUCUUAUUAAGGAAGGUCGAGCUGCUCUGGUGGCUUCAUUUUCAGUCUUCAAGUAUGUAACUCUCUAUGCUAUGAUACAGUUUAUGUGUCUGCUCCUGCUCUACUGGGAAUUGAAAUUUGUGGGGCUAUACCAAUACCUUAUCCAGGAUGUUGGUAUCACUAUUGUUGCCACCUUAACAAUGAGUUUAACACAUGCCUAUCCAAAGCUGGCUCCCUACAGACCACCUGCUCAGCUGAUAUCACCACCAUUGUUGCUCUCGGUGAUAUUCAAUGUUCUUCUCAAUCUGGCUAUGCAGAUCUGCGGCUUUGUAGUCCUACAGAAGCAACCAUGGUACAGCAAAACUGGUUUCAGUGUUUGUUCUCCAGCAAAUGGAACCUUAACUAGUCUUCAUAACGCAACAGUCAGCUUAUCAAAUGGGAGCAGUACUGAAGUGCAAGAAUUUUCUAUGUUUGAAAAUUAUGAAACAACAACUUUGUGGCCAAUAACUACAAUUUCCUGUAUUAUUGUAGCAUUUGUGUUCUCAAAAGGAAAACCAUUCAGAAAACCGAUUUAUACCAAUUAUAUCUUUUUUUUCUUACUGCCGAUACAACUGGCUGCAUGCCUUUUUGUUCUGUUUUCUGAUUUUGAAAGCGUAUACAGAGCAUUGCAACUCGUCUGCACUCCCACUCUUUGGAGAGUAGCCAUCCUUAUUAUACUAGUAAUUGGCUUCAUUGUGUCUUAUACAGUAGAGGAAACUGUUAUUGAAAACAGACGACUUUGGUUGUAUUUAAAAAAACUUUUUAAUUAUCAUUCACGCAGCCAGUAUAGGGUACUCUACAGAACUCUUAAAGAUGACCCCAACUGGCCACCUUUGAACAAGACUCAGUACGCCACCUCAAGUACUGAAAUUAAUGGAUCAGCCUACUCUAAUACUUGUUAUAUCAACGAUGAGAAUGAACCCGUAGUUUAACAGAAGAACUAUUUACUAUCAGUUCAGAUAAUCAAACCUCUCACAGCUUUAUUUUAAUAAAGAAAAAUAUUUCAUUACAUUCGAUAUAUGACACAUACCAGUAUACUGCAUACAGGAACAAGAAGACCCUGCAAACUUAAGUUGAGUAGCACUGGAGCGACGAUAUACUACUUAUCUCAUAAACCUCAUCUCAAUAAAAGCUUAUGGAAUACUUUCAAACCGCAUAAACCAGAAUAAGAGAUUUCUAAUUGAUAAAGUCUGCUCUGUAUGAUGGAAGGAUCUGAAUGUAGCUGAAGAUAGUCUCUUUCAGCUGUGCUGCUA